Physcomitrium patens is the source of this 3095-nucleotide messenger RNA. RefSeq names its product ferric reduction oxidase 6. Gene Ontology annotation, molecular function: oxidoreductase activity. Gene Ontology annotation, cellular component: plasma membrane. NCBI's taxonomy places the organism in Eukaryota, Viridiplantae, Streptophyta, Bryopsida, Funariales, Funariaceae. The record is from RefSeq and is a predicted model, not a curated record.
CCGUCAACUGCAGAAGUGUCAUGUACUGCCAAAUCUCUACAGUUCUUUUCCCAGUACGAUGAUCCAGGUUCGCGUUCUAGCAGCUAUUAGAACUCGUGUGCCUCGUCAUGACAAGGACCUUUUCCUUCUUCGGUUUUGCUCAUGCCUCACCAAGAUUGCCGCCAUAUCUCCUCACCCCUGGUCGAGGUCAGUGCUCCCUUUCAUCGAGUUGUCUGCAUCGCCCUUCUCCGGACUUGAAGCGUUGAGUUGGUGCCGCAAGUACAGCACUGCUGCACUUGUCAAGUAUAUCCUCCAUGGGGGGUUUAGUUCCCAGCGCUCUCAAGGCGCUGCUUCUGGUGAUUCUGUGGGGCUUGUUCCUGUUUUGGGUGGUGGAGUGGUUCCUCUACCCUACUGAUCGAUGGACCAGCUGGAAGGCAGAUGCCAUUGAGGAAACCAACAGCAAGUUUCUUGAGUUGAAUGGACCAUUUUUUCUGAUGUGGUCAUUUCCGGUAAUCUUGUUUGCUCUCUUCGCCUUACUUUAUUUGGAGGUAGACCAACGUCUCAAGGCAAAAAAAGAGUCGAGCUGUACAGAUGUGCCAAAGUGGAAGCGAGUAUGGCUAAGACUCCGAACGCAACCUAUCCUAGUGAAAAGUCUGCUGGGGGUGCUCACGGGAGUGGACUUACUUGUCAUUUCGUUCGUCGUGUUUGCAACCAUGUGGAUUUUCGUGAAGCCCUUGAUCCCUAUGCUUGAAGAGGUUGACAGGAAUACCAUGAAACCCGGUAUCGACAGGUGGAUGAUCAAGGUGGGGAGAGUGGGCACAUGGACAGGGCGAGCAUGGUAUCUACCAAUGGCACUUCUAUUUAUUCCAGUGUCCAGAAAUUCACCUUUUCUGCGGUUGGUGAACUUGCCAUACGAGCACGCCGUGCGCUUGCACCGUUGGCUGGGUCACUUCUCUCUGGUCAUCCUCCUCCUCCACUCCAUUACUUUCUCCCUUCACAUCUACUACACAGGCGGCGGCAGUGUCAAGGGGAUAUUUGAGUGGAAGACAUAUGGAGUGUCGAACUGGGCGGGAGUGCUGUCAAUGUUAGCGGGCAUUGUGAUGUGGGUAACCUCGUUGGGACCCAUCCGGCAGCCCUUCUUCGACGUGUUUUAUGUCACUCAUCACAUGUACAUUUUGGUAUUUGCCUUCGGCGUGUGGCAUGUUGGUGAUUUCUCCAGUUUCUACUUCCUGGCCGGUGUGUUACUGUUCUUCAUCGAUAGGUUCGUUCGCAUGGUACAAUCGCAGUCACCUGUUAGCAUCCUAUCUGCUAGGACCUUAUCCAGCGGUGUGAUUGAACUAAAAUUUCCGAGAUCUCAAGAACUGAAAUAUAACGCGUUGGGAUUCAUCUUCAUCAACGUGCCUGAAAUUUCCAAAUUUCAAUGGCAUCCGUUUAGCACCACGUCCAGCUCGCUGCAAGACAACGGCCAGAUCACAGUCUGCAUCAAACCUGCGGGAGCGUGGACUAGGAAUCUUCAAAAGCUUGUCAAAGCCGCAGAUGCGCAGGACUUCAAGUCGGGAGGGUGUCCUCUGCCCUUCCGAGUGUUUGCUGAAGGACCAUAUGGGCCCGAACAAGACUAUUUUCUAGGAUACAAGACAUUGGUUCUCGUUGCGGGAGGUGUUGGCAUCACUCCUUUCCUAGCAGUGCUCCGCGAUCUCCUGUGUCACCACCAGGCGGGCUUUGGAUCAGCGGCGGGGCUCCCAACCAAAGUGCAUCUUAUCUGGUGUGUACCCAGAAGAGCAGACUUGGCAACACUUGGGGAUAUUAAACCUGCACUUUUGUUCCCAGGCUUCGAGGAUGGCCCGCUCACAGUGGAUGUGAAGGCAUACGUGACUCGUGAACAAAUAGGAGCAGAACCAACUGAUAACAAGGUCCCAGCCUCCAUCCUGCAAGCUCAAGGCCAAGAGUGCCCUGUGAUUAACAACCCCACUGGCGAGAACAUGACUAGACAGAAUGCAGUCUCAGAUAUAAGAAGCAGUAACCUCUGGUAUGCUGGGGUCAUUGCUGCAGCAUCCACAGGCUUCAUCGUGUUUCACGGAAUAUUCCACAAUUAUGUUGUGAGGCCUAACCAUCACACUGACGCACCGUUCUACUUCGAGCAUGGCUCAGCCCAUGCCUCUAGUGGUCCCCAAGGAAAGCCGUUCCCAACAUGGAUCACUGUGUCGUUGCUGUUCAUCAGCAUGUUUCUAGGUGUGGUGGUCUGCGGAGGAUCUGUUCUCUUCGCUUGGGCGAGGCUUGGCUUCAGCCGAGCUCAAGCCGUGCCUAAACCAUCCGUAAAUGACGCAGACCCCAAAGUCCCAGACCCCAAAGUCACAGACUUAGAAAGGAGAGAAGCCAGUUUGCUUGAGGUGGCCAGCAUCACCGCAGGCACUCGCCCCAAUCUCUCAGAGUUGCUAUACACCGUGGGUGCAGGGUUAGAGGGUGAGAACGUGGGAGUGCUGGUGUCUGGGCCUGAGAGCAUGAACGACAGUGUAGCAAGCGCAUGUCGCGACUUCAACUUCCGCAACGUCUGCGGUGGCACGCAGCUCCAGUACCACACCAUCAGCUUCGACUUGUAGAGGACCUCCUACCGAUGCGUGUGUGGUCAUGCCUAACAAUUGUACAGGAGAUGUUUGAACCCUGACCCCUUCGUUGGUGAACAUCCCUACUGCUGCAGGCCAGGUUGGAGAUGUUGGCGUCAUAUCAAACCUGUCCAUCCUUUCCUCCAGCUCUCGGUUUUCUCCUGUAGAAUGUGUGAAAAAACCAACUCUUGGGGGAAUUUCUGUGCUUUACUUUCAUGUAAAGUAAUUCAGUGUGUUUGAGUGGAGUUGAAUUCGAAGAAGGAUUCGUGGAGUCGAAAACAACUAGUUGGUGUGCAAGUUACAGACAGGAUCCAGUGUCCGAGUAGAGAAUAUGAUGGCGGAUCGCUCAUGCAGUUAAACAACUCUUAGAGCGAGAACAUAGCUGAAAAGCUGAGCUCCCCUUGCACUCAUACAGAGUGGGAGAAAAACAGCUACAAGGGAGUACGUGUGAUUAUGUUUUCAAAUGUCGCAUUACUCAUGAGAACAAGACAUCAUUCCCAAGCUCUUCUUGCAUUC